Messenger RNA from Eucalyptus grandis, 1673 nucleotides. RefSeq names its product endonuclease III homolog 1, chloroplastic. The record is from RefSeq and is a predicted model, not a curated record. Bases 497 to 1381 code for a protein of 294 amino acids. Gene Ontology annotation, biological process: base-excision repair, AP site formation; nucleotide-excision repair; base-excision repair. Lineage: Eukaryota; Viridiplantae; Streptophyta; Magnoliopsida; Myrtales; Myrtaceae. Gene Ontology annotation, cellular component: chloroplast nucleoid; nucleus. Gene Ontology annotation, molecular function: DNA binding; DNA-(apurinic or apyrimidinic site) endonuclease activity; 4 iron, 4 sulfur cluster binding. The transcript has 10 exons.
UGCCGCAUUCAGAUUAUCAUCCCGGGGUAGCUGUACCUGUGGUGGGAACGUCGUUUUACGGGGGAAAGUUGCUUCCUUUCGCAUCAAGUAGCUCCCUCUGGACGGUCCCCACUCGGGCUUUGUUUCCGUUUCUGUUCUUAGAGAAUUUCAGUAAUAACGUCGGAUUGUGUCUACUAGGAAUUGCAUCUUGGGUAUGUUUGGUCUGGCUCUGUAAGGUUUGAUCGGAGUACCCUGUAAGAUUUAGUUAGAGAGUUUAUGCGAAUGUGUCCAGUUCGGAAGAGGCUGUCGAAUGCUGGAAGAGAGCCACUCUUGUCUUCAGAUAUUUUAACGAAGAGUGCCUCGAGUUGACUGCAUGCCAGUUUAUCAGAUAAGUGGCUUGGUCUGCUUUUCAGAUUCGAUAUGAGUAAAACAUCCGAAGUAAUUGGACAAGGCAUGUUCACCUGGAUAUGUGGUUGAGAUCAUGCAGACGUAGAGCUUACCUGGAGGUUAGAGCACAAUGGUGCAAGAGGAGGGUCCGUGUCUAGCCCUGCAGCCAAGUGAAUUACCUGACAUCGAAGAAUUUGCGUACAAGAAUCCUAAUGGAUCUGCCUUCCCAGGACAUUCAAAACAAAACUCAAAUGUCAUUGUGCAGGUGAAUGGAGUUGCUUCCCAAGUGAGGCCAAAAGGUGCACCACCUUCAAACUGGGAAAAAGUUCUUGAAGGAAUUCGCAUGAUGAGAUCCUCUGAAGAUGCUCCAGUGGACAGCAUGGGAUGUGAGAAAGCUGGAAGUUCUCUUCCUCCUAAGGAAAGGAGGUUCGCUGUCUUGGUUUCAUCACUCCUGUCGAGCCAAACGAAGGAUCAUGUUACACAUGGUGCAGUACAGAGACUCCUUCAAAAUGAUGUGCUUACAGCUGAUGCCAUUGACAAAGCUGAUGAGGAAUCUAUUAGGAGCUUAAUCUAUCCUGUUGGGUUCUACACGAGAAAGGCUAGUAAUUUGAAAAAAAUAGCCACAAUCUGUCUAGCUAAGUAUGAUGGAGACAUUCCAAGCUCACUGGAGGAGCUGCUACAGCUUCCAGGAAUAGGCCCUAAAAUGGCUCACCUGGUUAUGAACAUUGCGUGGGACAAUGUCCACGGUAUAUGUGUAGAUACUCAUGUGCACCGCAUAUGUAAUCGGCUUGGUUGGGUUUCCAGACCAGGCAGAAAGAAGACAUCAACUCCUGAAGAAACUAGAGAGGCAUUGCAGCUUUGGCUGCCAAAGGAAGAAUGGGUCCCUAUUAACCCUCUUUUGGUGGGAUUUGGACAGACAAUAUGCACUCCACUCAGGCCUCGUUGCGAUAAGUGCGGUGUAAAUGAACUUUGCCCAUCUGCUUUUAAGGAGACAAUGCUUAAGAAGAAGUCUUGAGCAUGCGGUUUUGACUUUUUUGUAAUCCUUCUGGGAUUGAUUUGUUGAUUGAUGGUCAUUGCGAUGGCAUUAUCGUUCUGAUUCUGAAAGAGCCAGAGAUUGGUCAAGUUCUAUAGGUCCCUCAAUCUCAAUUCCAUUUUUUUUGUUGUUGUGCAGAGGCUGUUUGUGCAGUAUGGAAAGGUUGUCUGCCUCUGAUACGGGGAACCUAAACAUUGUGUAUUCUGUUUUUGUAUAUUCUUGUAGAUGUUCCUUCUCUGGGUUUCUUAAAAUCUUGUACUACCAAGCGUUUUUA